Molecule: messenger RNA, 939 nt
Organism: Paramecium tetraurelia
Lineage: Eukaryota; Ciliophora; Oligohymenophorea; Peniculida; Parameciidae
Exons: 1
Source: RefSeq, a predicted model, not a curated record
AUGAAAAUUCUUUCAUACAUAUAUUUGCAUUUCAAUAGGGUUAUUUUCUUUAAGAAUCUUUUGAAAAGCUUCAAUUUUCGGAGCAAUUCAAUCCUAAACUAUUUUUGGAGUAAUUUUGGAAAGAUAUCCAAUACCUUUGAUGAUCAUGGACCAUUUAUUAGUUAAAUUACUUCUCUUGAUUCAACUUGGCUGUUUAUUCAACAAAAUAACAUGGAAAUUUUAAGAUUCUUAAUGUUCUACAAAUAAGGAAGCAGGUUUACUAUCUUUAUAUUUUUAGCAAUACAAUCAUUUAACUAGUUUUAAAAUAUUUGUUUUCAUUUUUUUAAAUUAACUUAUUUUUGUAUUCAAUCGUUAUAUAAAUAGUAAAAUAUCAAAAUAAUUAAAUUUUACCUGAUUAUACUACUGUGGAGCUUAUAGGUUCAAAAUUAAUUCGCUUUUGCAAAUUGUAUUGAAAACACUUAAUUUUUAUAACAUACAAAGUCAAAAAUCAGAGGAAACUAUGUGGAUGUAGCUUCAGAAAAAAAAGGGGCCGUCAUCUCAACAGCUAGAAAUAAUUUGUUUUCCUUUUAAGGUACUCUUGCAAGUCCUUUAAGGGAUUAUCUCUAUUUUUUUAAUAAUUUAUCAUAGUAUGUUGGCCAUAUUGACUUUAAUUUACAUUAAUCUAUAAUUAUUGAGCUGUUGCACCCAUAUGAAAUAAAUUUAGUGAGGUUUAGAUUAUGGGAUAAUGACAAACGAAUUGCUGAAUUACAAAUUUUUAUUGUAGUAGUUGACAAAAUCACAGAGACCGAAAUUUUUAAUGGAUUCACCUAAUAUGUAAGUGAGGUUAGAUUUCCUGAUCAAAUUGUAACAAAGAUAAGAUUUUACAAUAAAAAUGUUACAUCUGUUACAAUCCAUAAAAUUAUUUCAAUCAUUAAGAUUUAGGCAUUUUAUUAAUUGUGA